Messenger RNA from Octopus bimaculoides (California two-spot octopus), 2876 nucleotides. RefSeq names its product kelch-like protein 26. Gene Ontology annotation, molecular function: protein binding. NCBI's taxonomy places the organism in Eukaryota, Metazoa, Mollusca, Cephalopoda, Octopoda, Octopodidae. The record is from RefSeq and is a predicted model, not a curated record.
CAAAUCACCAUGUUAUAAGUUACCAGUCAUUUCAAAAUUGCUGUUGGAUAUUACCUACUUGUAACGCAGGGAUAGAUAUAUAGAUCACUUUGUGUGUGUGUGUGUGUGUGUAUAUACAUAUAUAUAUAUAUAUACACACACAUACAGAUUGAUAUUGGGUCACAGUGAUAUAUAUAUCUCAUAUAUUGUGCCACAUUCUGUGAUCUUAUGUCAUAACACAGUACCUCUGCUCUGUGUAUGUAUGUGUGUCUGUAUAUAUACAUAUAUAUAUAUGCAUAUAUUUACAUAUAUAUAUAUAUAUACUGUCAUAUCACAACCACCCUUGAACAUAUAACUUUAUUACUGUUCAGUGCUCUGAGACACCCUGUGUCAUGGAUUGAUUGUUCUUAAACAGUGUUCCUGGUAUAUAUAUAUAUAUAUAUAUAUAUGUAAGAUCAUCGUCACCAUCAUAACUGGAUAUAACAUAAUCAACUUCUCCAAGCGUGUACUUUACUUUAUUUAUUUGAAUAUCUUUUUUUUUUAUCACAGUGGAAUAUAUUGUAGAAUGUUUCUGAAUUAACAACACUUAACAAACAAAUAUAUAUACACACACACACACACACACACACACACACACACACACACAUACGCAUAGACACACACACUCACACAUAUAUUUAUAUAUACAAGAAAAAUACAUGGUGCAAACAUGGAUAACGGAGCUACGUCAGCCUCUCCGGAAGAUUCCAUUUACAACAGCAAAAACUUAAACAUAAAUAAUAUACCAGCAAUGGAUUGUAUGAAGAUUUCUCAAAACAAAAUCAAAUAUAUAAAUAAAAACUACCAGAAGUUUCCGCACAAGAUCUAUGAUUCAAAAUGUGAUAUCAAGUUGUCUGUUGGCGGGACAAGUUUCCGAGUGCAUAAACAAGUUCUUUCUGAAGCCAGCGAUUACUUUUCGGCUAUGUUCCACCAUGAUAUGAAGGAAAAAGAACAAGAUGCUAUUGAAAUUAAAGAUAUCAGUCCCAAGGGAUUUUCUGCAAUCUUAGACUACUUCUACCAUGGUAAUAUUACAAUUAGUCCGGAAAACAUUGAAGAUGUCUUAGAAGUAGCCCGAUUCUUCCAAGCUGACUGGAUUGUUGAUGUGUGCUGCAACUUCCUGGUAGAAUACAUGAGUUUAGAAAAUUAUACCUAUGUGCAAAACCUAGCAGAUAAAUUUGCUCUUGGAGACUUACAACCUGAUAUUCUUCAAGUACUUGCUUUAAGUAUUAAUGAGUUAGUAGAACAGCCCAAGUUCAUACAGAAUCUUCCGGAAAACCUCCUCUUAGCAUUUCUUCAAUGUGAUAUAUAUGUGGAAGCUCAUGAACAUUUCCUUUUUAAACUUAUCCUUGAUUGGGUUGAUGAAGAUCCUUGCACUCGCAAACCUUCUCUGUUGCCACUUCUUAAAGAAAUACGAUUUUCGCUUAUGGAGCUUGAAGAACUAGAAUCAAUUCCUGAUUUAGUGCACGAGCUUGAAGAAAUUCACAACGAGGUAGAAUUUGCAAAGAAUUAUGCCUUAUGCAUCCAAGCACAAUGUCUUCAGAAUGAUGAUAAGUUUCUUCCAAGAGGAGCACACAGUGUAUUGACCAUGAUUUUCUUUCCGGAUGACAUGUGCACAAACAUUGCAUACAAAGAUCCAGAUAACCCUGGACUUUGUGUUGAAGAAUUAGAUUCUCCUCUGCACAUUCGGUAUGAGCAUACAAGAGAAACAGUGCUUGGAAACUUUUUGUUUGUUGCUGGAGGUUAUACUACCAAUUAUUGCAGUUCAAAUUGUGUGUUUAUGUAUGACCCUCGCUUUAGAACUUGGACUGAAAUUGCUUCAAUGCAAAACCCUCGAGUUUCUUUUGCAAUGUGCAGCUCUGACCACAAUCUGUUUGUUUUGGGUGGCAUCAACCAUAUGUUUGUAGACAACAACGAAGUGGAAGUUAUUCUCCAAAACUGUGAGAUGUAUUUCCCUGAAGAAAAUGUUUGGGUGGCUAUUCCUGACUUACCUCUCGGUAUAUUUGAUCAUGCCAGUGCCUUUGCUAAUGACUGUUUGUACUGUAGUGGUGGCAUUACAGAUAAUCCUGAAAAUACAGUACCUGUUUCAUUUUUGUAUGUCUACAGUUUCAGUACAAAAACCUGGGAAACAAAAGCAGAAAUGCUUUACCCUCAUCAAAGGCAUUGCAUGAUGGCUAUCGACAACAAGUUAUUUGUAUUAGGUGGUUACACCCGAGAUAAUGAAAUCGGUUUUAAAGAUUGUUUAACAAAUGAAUGUUAUGAUGCUGAAACUAACCAAUGGACUGAGAUUAUUAGCACACCAUUGGAAUAUGGCCUUCUUCAGUCACAUGCAACACAACUUGAAAAUAAAAUCUAUAUUAUAGGUGGUGAAAAAACAAAUCUUUAUGCCUAUGACAUUGAAAAAAAUACAUUUGAGGAACUGGAAUUACUUGAUCCUAAGAUUCAACGAGUUUCUUGUCUUGAUGUAGCUUAUCCAUAAAGCAUAAGAAACUGCUUAUCUUGCAGUAAAAAAAUUUUAAUUCACAAGACUCUGAUGUCAGUCAAAACUUUCAGCAAGAUUAACUCCCUGAGGAAAUGAUUUAACAUUAACAGAUAUCAAUUUAUGAGAUAGUUUACUACUAAUUUAUUACUAACCAACUUCAGCUUAACAUUAAAAAACUUUGCAUUGUAUGUGCUGUAGAGGUUAAAUCCAAAACAAGUCACUUAGUUCUUGGUUGUAGCCUUUCCACAUCAUGUAUAUUUCUUAUAUUCUUGAGAAAAAGCAAGAAAGUUGCAACAUGCCAGUUUCUCCUCAUAAAUUUAUACUUUUAUGUCUGUAAGAAAUAAAUUUUAACAGAUUCCAGUUGAGCAAUAUAAAGUUA